GGGUGUUUCCCCUUUGUUAGUCCUCUUUUUUGUGUUCUCCUAACAGUUGAAACCUUUGUUCGUUUGACUGGAUAUCCGUUAAACCAGCGACAUGUCAUUUCUACCGAAGCUUUCAAGGGUUUUUGAGGCGUUGGCCGUUACAGACAGAGAGUCCCUCCUAGAAACGAAUGCCCUCGCGGUUGCUGAUCGAGAUUUUUCAGUGACCACUCAAAUGGACACAGAACGAAAAGCCACGACCAUCACGUCUGUCUAUUUGCUUAUUCUUUUUUUUCUUUUUCUUUUUACUUUUCUGGGUUGUAUGGUUGCCAGAAGAAACAAACCAAGGCUGCCGAGUAAUGAUGGAAAUAUAGAAGGGACGCUAAUUGGAAGUGCUGCUGAAGCAAAUACUGACACUGACCUUGUCAUAAUUCCGCAAAACCAGUUUGAGAUCGAAGCAAACAGAGCCAUCGACCAUCAUGAUAAGGCACACUGCAGAGGCUGUUUAUCUACCCUCGGGACAAAGUGUAACUUGGGGACGCAGGUUGCCCUCCUCAACUUCCUUCUAGAGAUUCCUUCAGCUGUUUUCGACCAGAUUUCAUCAGGGAAUAAGCCUAUUUAUGUUCACAUUGUGAUGUUGAUAUCCUUCACAUCAAUGCUUGUUUGCUUCGUCGAGCUCGUCAGCAGAGGUAGAAGGGAAAAGAUCACAUGGAGGUGCAGUAGUACAGGAAGAAUACCGUGGUUUUAUCAUCCUCCUCCAGGUAACAGGCCUUUCGGUACACUGAUGGAAAUGAUUGGAUUGGGGUGUGCUAUAGCUCAGUGUAUUGUCACAACAAUUAAUUAUUCUUUUUGCCUUCGAGAUCAUGCAGCCCCUAUUAAGAUAUCUGUUUGGCCUAUUGUAUUCGGUUUUGGUAUGUUGUGUUCUAAAUUAAUGGGGAAGCCAAAUGAGGCCAGGACGGAUCAAGAUGGGGGCGAUGUUGCCCUUGAUCAACCAAAUGUGCAUCAGCCAUUAACGCUAGCUUAAUUACAGCAAAAAGGGCAGAGCUGCCGCGACCUACAAAUUUUUGCAGUCUUUUCCACUAUUUACACAGCAUUGUUAAGCUAGACUUUGCAAAAUUUGGCUGUGGAAUUAAUUCCUUUCCUUUUGCCCUACUUGGAUUUUGGACAACAAUAGUAACUAAAUAAGUAAGACAACUAAGUCAAGCCAAACGACGACAGAGUCAAAUUAGAACGGGUCAAGAUGGAGAGAUAGAUCCUGGGAAAUGUGAAAAAAAAAUAAGAUAAAGAGACACCAAUAACUAGGGGCGGACCAUAUUGAUCGGAUGAUAUCAUUGAAGUGUCAACAAUUUUUAUUAUUUAUGUUAGAG
This is a messenger RNA of Theobroma umbraticum, 1343 nucleotides long. RefSeq lists its product as uncharacterized. The record is from RefSeq and is a predicted model, not a curated record. NCBI's taxonomy places the organism in Eukaryota, Viridiplantae, Streptophyta, Magnoliopsida, Malvales, Malvaceae.